Molecule: messenger RNA, 603 nt
Organism: Aaosphaeria arxii CBS 175.79
Lineage: Eukaryota; Fungi; Ascomycota; Dothideomycetes; Pleosporales
Exons: 1
Coding region: 118-444 (108 amino acids)
Source: RefSeq, a predicted model, not a curated record
ACUUGGUUAUCAUCUUCCCAUCCUUUGCAGACGACAGGCAUUUGCGUUGUUGCAAAUGCAGUAGAGCCAUGAAGAAAUUUUCUUCCACUCAUCUGUCGCCACGAUCCCAUUGUGAAAAUGCGCCAACAUGUGUGUGCUGCCACCAGCCGCGACCACUGUGCCAGUCGCACUGGAUCAUUUUGUCUCAUAGCGCACAGCGCAAGCAGCUGUUGUUUGAAGACUCAAAUGAAGUCUUGGAAAUUGGACAGAGACAGAAGGCGGAGCAUGCACAGAUACAACUGCCCCUUUCCAAGCAAAGUUCCAAGUGACCCAGAGGCUCUUUACGUCCAUGCAAUUUCGAUUUCGCCAAGUGCCCACCAAUCUCCAAGGCUGGCGAGUCGCGACAGCUCUGGGGAUGUGCACAAACAGAAGUCUGGCCUGAGUGCUGUACACAGUACUGUGUAGGUUGGCGGUAUCCUGUGGGAGACCACAAGAUUUUUUUACACAAUUUGCGUUUGCCAGACCUGACAGGUAAUCCGACAACGCAGCAACGUCGUCAUGUUGCCUAUCGGGUGUCUUCGCCUAGCUGUGAGCCAGCACGGCGUCGAUUGGUGCAGCGGGAUG